UCGUGGUCGUGAAUAUCACGGCCAUAACAAACGAGUCUUCUCGACCAUCAUAUGUAUGCUCCGGAUCCGAAAGGCCUACCUCUUUUAAUCUAAGCCCCAGUAGGGCUGAGACGUUAAUCCAAUAAACAGGAUUGAGAUAUGGCAAUAAAGACAAUUCGACAUAAUCAAACAGCUAUACCUAUUCUCCAAUUCCCAUACAUGCUACCUAAUAUCACGUCUAGACGAAUAGAUACAAAAGUUCUUCCCCUCCAGUUUUUAACUACGGCAGAUGACAGGCUCCACUCCGCUAACAGGCUGAGAAGAUCAGAUCGUCUUGCAUUAACAUCGGAGAUGACCUUCCAUGGAUGUGAGCAGGGGUCAGAGGAAUAGUCGAGGGUUUAUUAACUCUCAGAACAUGGUCCACCAAGUCCUGGGCGGUUAGCCGAGAAAGAGUUCGGUUGGACCGGGUCGAGAAGAGCUCGGACUUCGCACCAUACCGUAUUUCUACCCUCUUAAAGAUCGGCGUCGUCGGCCCAGACUCAUUCGACUGAAGCCAUUCCAAUAGGUAGUGUAUUUACCGAGGCAGUCCUCCAAUAGUGUACAUGAGACAUUCCAGGAACACAAAGCCUUGGUGCUUCGUGCAACCACAAAGCAGAAUGGCCUAGUUAAUUAGAAACUUGUUUUCGAAUCGAAAUGGUUAACUGAAAGAAAAUCCAUCUUUAUAAUUACAAAUUUCGACCAAUGAAAAAAAGAGAAUACUAAAAAAUCACGUUCAUGCAAACGUCGAUCUUCAGUACUUAAUUAAGUCUCAAGUAAACGUCAAUAUAUACGUGCAUAUUCCGGAAAAUUCAACCCAACCGAUGCAGUACCUAUACCCCGGAAUUGAGGUUUCGGGUUCGAAUGAAGGUCGAGGGC
Molecule: messenger RNA, 894 nt
Organism: Daldinia vernicosa
Lineage: Eukaryota; Fungi; Ascomycota; Sordariomycetes; Xylariales; Hypoxylaceae
Exons: 1
Coding region: 139-369 (76 amino acids)
Source: RefSeq, a predicted model, not a curated record